Messenger RNA from Amorphotheca resinae ATCC 22711, 3346 nucleotides. RefSeq lists its product as hypothetical. The coding region runs from base 1 to 3303 and encodes 1100 amino acids. Gene Ontology annotation, cellular component: membrane. Gene Ontology annotation, molecular function: ATP hydrolysis activity; ATP binding; P-type sodium:potassium-exchanging transporter activity. Gene Ontology annotation, biological process: sodium ion export across plasma membrane; potassium ion import across plasma membrane; proton transmembrane transport. The transcript has 8 exons. Lineage: Eukaryota; Fungi; Ascomycota; Leotiomycetes; Helotiales; Amorphothecaceae. The record is from RefSeq and is a predicted model, not a curated record.
AUGGUCAAAUGUGAAGAAGCGAAGACACAGGAUCUACGGAUUCAGUGGACUGACGUCGACGUUGAAGCUGCGCCAAGGCAACCUCCACUUCACCGUUCAAAUUCGAGCUUUUCUAUCAGCAGCAUACAUAGCAGAAGAGGUUCCAUAGAUCCAUCAUCCGCUCUCCCAAUCGAAUAUCGCACAGUCUCUUACCAAAUCGCCGAGAGCAAAGAAAAAGGUGCAGCAGAGAUACAAAAAGCAAAGAGUUCUAUUGCAAGAGAAUUUGAAACAAUCGACUGGCACAUAUUAUCUCCCAACGAAAUAUACACUCGUCUAUCCGUCUCUCCUAGUCAAGGUCUCUCAGUAGAUCAAGUCAAACGAAGACUCGGCGAAUAUGGCAAGAACAUGCCAUCCCCUCCGCCGACACACUACUUCCAACAGAUAUUUGGGUAUUUCUUCAAAGGUUUCGGAGCUAUUCUCUUGGUCGGUUCUAUUCUCGUGUUUGUAUCGUGGAAACCUCUCGGUCAACCACCCUCGACUGCGAACUUGGCACUUGCGAUCGUUCUUUUGGCAGUAUUUUUUAUUCAGGCAGGCUUCAACGCAUGGCAAGACUGGUCUUCAUCUAGGGUUAUGGCCUCAAUCACGACCAUGCUUCCUGAUAGUUGUUUGGUCCUUAGGGACGGGGCACAGAUAACUGUCGUGGCAAGUGAGAUCGUCCCUGGUGAUAUCCUCUACAUCAAAUCUGGGAAUAAGUUGCCAGCUGAUGUAAGGUUUGUUGAGAUUUCAUCUGAUGCGAAGUUUGAUCGAUCUAUUCUUACCGGGGAGUCACUUCCACUGCCCGGCACUGUCGACAGCACUGAUGAGAAUUACCUUGAAACAAAGUGCAUUGGCAUGCAAGGAACACAUUGCAUAUCUGGCAGUGGUAUCGGAGUAGUCGUAUCUACGGGUGACGAUACUGUGUUUGGCAGGAUUGCAAAACUGACCAACACACCAAAGACUGGCCUUACUCCCUUGGAAAAAGAAAUCUUCAACUUUGUGCUUUUUAUAUGUUCUAUCAUGUUCACCAUGAUCCUUAUUGUGAUCAUCGUCUGGGCUGCCUAUCUACGCCGAAAACACCCAGACUGGAUCAAUGUCCCAACAUUGAUCGUUAACUGUGUCUCUGUGGCUAUUGCAUUUAUACCUGAGGGUCUUCCGAUUGCCCUGACUGCUUCCUUGACCAUUACUGCAAAUGUUAUGCGACAAAACAAAAUUCUUUGCAAAUCUCUGAAGACUGUGGAAACCCUCGGAUCUGUCAGCGUUAUUUGUUCUGAUAAAACGGGAACCCUCACGAAAAACAAAAUGUACGUUACUGAAACCAGCAUCGGAACUCAUAAUAUGACACCUGAAUCGGCAAGAGAUGAAAUGAUAAAACGUCGCCAUGAAGGGAAUGGUGUUAAUGCUGUUGACCAAUUACGAGCAAUUGCAGGCCUCUGCAACUCAGGGGAAUUUGAUGCGGCAUCACAACACCUCCCUCUUCAUGACCGUAAGAUUAACGGAGAUGCUACCGAUCAAGCUGUUUUAAGACUAUCAGAAUCUCUAGGAUCCGUCUCGGAGCUUCGAAGAAUGUGGAAGAAAACAUUCGAACUUGCAUUCAACAGCAAAAAUAAGUAUAUGAUUAGAGUAUUGGCUCUAGCAGAGGAAGAAGGCCUGAAAUUGGCUUUACCGUCUACCGAAGCCGCUACCUUCCGUCCUGAUGAUAUUCUUCUGACUAUUAAGGGAGCACCGGAUGUCUUGAUAGGCCGAUGCUCUAAGUAUAUAUCUAUUGAUGGUGAGACCAAGGUUCUCGACGAUGCUACACGUACCACCAUCGAAAAGAUCAAGAAUACAUGGUCAUCCCAAGGCAAGCGGGUGAUUCUUCUGGCACGAAAGGUAAUUUACAAGGAGACUAUGGUAGCUGCGCCUGCAUCUGCCGAGUUCGAAGAUGAAGUGAUGCAUCAUGCUAAAUCAGGCCUUACACUGGUCGGCAUUGUUGGUAUUGUAGAUCCGCCUCGUGACGAGAUCCCAUAUGUUGUAUCGACGCUCCGCGGUGCGGGUAUCAGAAUAUUCAUGGUUACUGGAGACUUCGCUCUCACAGCCCAAGCCAUUGCAGCUGAAUGUGGCAUUAUCACAGCCCCACCACAUAUGGUUAACAACAUCUCCGCUCUUUCCAGAGAUGGCAUCAGCCCAACUACUGUAUCCGACGAUGAGAAGAAAAUCGAGGAGUAUUCCAACUCCACUACGUCUUCAAUUGUUCUAAGCGGCCCUGAAUUGAUAACCCUCAACGACAAUCAGUGGGAUCAGUUAUGCAAAUAUGACGAGAUAGUCUUCGCUCGCACAACCCCAGAGCAGAAGCUCCGGAUUGUGAGGGAAUUUCAAUCUCGCAGUGAGAUUGUUGGUAUGACCGGCGACGGCGUUAAUGAUGCCCCUUCUCUCAAGGCUGCCGAUAUUGGUAUUGCUCUUGGAAGCGGUUCGGAUAUCGCUAUUGAAGCAGCUGACAUGGUACUCUUGGAGUCCUUCGGUGCAGUUGUGCAGGCUGUUCAGUAUGGCAGGGUAGUAUUUGACAACUUGAAGAAAACGAUUGCAUACUUGCUUCCGGCCGGUUCCUUCUCGGAGUUCUGGCCUGUUAUGACUAGUGUCAUCUUUGGACUACCGCAAGUCCUGUCUUCUUUCCUGAUGAUUAUUAUCUGCUGCUUCACAGAUUGUGCUGCCGCAACCGUCCUUGCAUACGAAGCUCCAGAGGCCGAUGUCCUUCUCCGCAGGCCCCGCAAACCCGGCGUCGACCGCCUUGUGGACUGGAAACUACUGCUGCAAUCGUACGGCGCAGUCGGAAUCUUCGAAACCACGAUGUCUUUCACCAUGUCCUAUUGGUAUCUCCAACGGAACGGCAUCCGAUUCAGCUACCUCUGGUUUGGCUACGGUAAUCUACCCCCAACCAUCGACCAGGCUGAAUCUACCUCCCUUCUCAACGAAGCCUCCAGUAUAUACUUUGUCAACCUCGUCGUCAUGCAGUGGUUCGCCCUAAUGGCUCUCCGCACCCGCCGGCUCAGCAUCUUCCAACACCCACCGGCAUUCAACAAAGCAACACAAAACCUGUACCUGUUUCCAGCUAUAGCAUUUGCCCUCGUUAUGGCCAUCUUCUGGCUCUAUAUCCCGAAGCUGCAGGAGGUGCUCGCCACGAGCCGAGUCCCGGCAGAACAUUUCUUCCUACCGGUGGCAUUUGGGUUGGGUCUUCUCUUCCUAGAUGAGGCGAGAAAGUGGGCUGUGCGUAGGUGGCCUCGGGGGCUGCUGGCUAAGGUAGCUUGGUAGUGGUCUCCUUAUAGAUAAAAAGAUGGGUAGUACGUGAGGAACU